This is a messenger RNA of Paramecium sonneborni, 1682 nucleotides long. The record is from the annotation of a GenBank genome assembly. NCBI's taxonomy places the organism in Eukaryota, Ciliophora, Oligohymenophorea, Peniculida, Parameciidae.
UAUAAUGCAAUAAGUAUAAACUAAAGACAGGGAAAAAAUUGAGCUUUUCUUUUCUGCUAGAGGUCUAGCUAAUAAAGAUGUUUUAUCAGAUAGUGAUCCAUAAUUAUAUGUAUAUUUAACGGAAGGGAAGUAAGGGAUAGAAAAAUUAAUUGUGAAAACUGAGGUUAAAAAAAACAACCUUAAUCCAGAUUGGAAAGUAUUUUAAUUUAUUUACCUUUAGGUAUCUGUUGUUUUAGACUUUAUCUUUGAGGUAAACCAGUAUCUACGAUUUUAAGUUGUAGAUAGUGAUGGAAAUGAUAUCAAGGACGAUGACAUAAUUGGUACAUUAAAUGUAAUUUAUUUUUUUAUUUUAGAGCACAGUGGGAGAGAUUAUGGGAUCUAGAAAUUAAAUAUUUAUAGGUCAACUUUCACAUAAAAAUAAAUCAACAGGAAAGCUAUUAGUAAAAGCAGACAAAAGAUAAGAACUUGGAGGAACAAAUUAAUUAAUCUAUUGGUAAUGGUAUGGAAAAAAAAUAAAAAAUAUGGAUGGAUGGUUUGGUGUUUCAGACCCUUAUCUAAGAUUUUUUAAAUGGCACAAAAAUUCUGAUUGGUUAAUGGUACAUGAAACGGAAUUUAUAAAAGAUAAUGAAAACCCCGUAUGGAAAGGAUUUGAAAUAUCUCAUGAUAAAUUGCAUGAUGAAAAUCCAUAAUAACCUAUAAAAAUAGAGCUUUGGGAUAAUGAAAAAGAUGGAAAACAUUAAUUAAUAGGAUAUGUUGAAGUUACUAUUGAAUAAAUAUUUUUUAAAGAGAUACAUGAAUUUUAAGUGAAAACUCCUAAAGGGGUAUUUAUUUAUAAAAAUAAUUAAUUUAGGAAUUUGGUGGAACUAUUGGAAUAAAAAGCUUUUAAAAGCCAUCUUUUAUUGAUUAUUUGAAAGGUGGUGAAUAAAUUAAUCUUUAAAUAGCAAUCGAUUUUACAGGAUCAAAUGGACAUCCUGGAAGUUAAAGUUCAUUGCAUUAUAAUACUCCAAAUCAAUUAAAUCAAUAUUAAAAUGCAUUGAAUUAAGUAGCUGAAAUAUUACUGAAUUAUGAUUAUGAUAAAAAAGUACCAGUUUAUGGUUUUGGUGGUAUUCCUAAUCUUCCAAAUUACAAUAAGAGUUCAACAGAUGAUUGGUACUGUUUAAUAUUAUUUAAGUUUUCCAUUAAAUGGAAAUAAAAAGGAUCCAGAAGUUUAUGGAUUGGAAGGAAUAAUGUAUGUUUAUAAAUAAGCUUUAAAUCAUAUAUCAUUAAGUGGUCCAACAGUUUUUGCUCCUGUUAUAGAAAAUGCAAUAGAAAUUGCUGAAAAGAAUAAAAAAAAAGAUAUUUAUAAUGUUUUAUUAAUUAUGACAGAUGGUUAAAUCGAUGAUAUGGAUGAAUGUAUAAAGUUGGUAAAAACAGCAGCUAAACUUCCAUUAUCUAUAAUUAUUGUAGGAGUUGGAAAUGCUAAUUUUAAAAUGAUGGAAGAAUUAGAUGGAGAUGGUCCAUAAUAUUAAGAUUGUUUAAGAGAUGUUGUUCAAUUUGUUCCAUUUUUAAAAUUCUCUGGAUAGCCUGGUGCACUAGCUUAAGAAUUGCUAUCAGAAUUACCAGAUUAAUUAAUUUAGUAUAAAUAAUUAAUGGGAAAGAGUCCAAAUCCUGCCUAAUAAAUUGAUUUAAGUAAAUUACCAUGA